Caretta caretta (loggerhead turtle) is the source of this 2781-nucleotide messenger RNA. Its product is annotated as glutamine amidotransferase-like class 1 domain-containing protein 3, mitochondrial. The record is from RefSeq and is a predicted model, not a curated record. Lineage: Eukaryota; Metazoa; Chordata; Testudines; Cheloniidae.
AAGGCUCAGGGCAGUGAACAGAGAGACACAGCAACUCCAGCCUCCCAGAGAAUCCACCUACUCUGAGUCUGAACAUGUGCAAGAAGGUAGCCAUUGUUCUGUCCGGCUGCGGGGUGUAUGACGGCAGUGAAAUCCAUGAGUCUUCUGCCGUGCUGGUGCAUCUCAGCAGAGAGGGGGCACAGGGGGAGUUCUUUGCUCCAGAUGUAGAGCAGAUGCAUGUGGUGGACCACGUGAAAGGGCAGCCAACUCAAGAGAAACGCAACGUGCUGGUCGAGAGUGCCAGAAUCGCCAGAGGCAACAUCAAGGACCUAGCCACGCUGAACGUCAAGGAACUGGAUGCCCUGAUCAUACCAGGUGGUUUUGGAGUGGCUAAGAACCUCAGUACUUGGGCAACACAGGGGAAGAACUGCACGGUCUCUAAAGUUGUGGAGGACACUUUGAAGGCAUUCCAUGCUGCCAAGAAACCCAUUGGCAUGUGCUGCAUCUCCCCAGUCCUGGCAGCCAAAAUCUUCCCAGGAUGCGAGCUGACAGUUGGACAGGACAAAGAAUGUGAGAAGUGGCCCUAUGCAAAGACUGCAGAGGCCAUGAAGGAACUUGGCUGCAAACACGUGAACAAACACGUAGGUGAGAUUCAUGUGGAUGUGAACAACAAGCUGGUGACAACCAGUGCCUUCAUGUGCAACGCCCCAGUCCAUGAGGUCUAUGAUGGUAUUGGAAAAAUGAUCAAAGAAGUGCUGAAACUUGCCUGAACGCCUGAAUACAGAACAUGUUGGAAAAUUAUGGGAAUCCAAGUCUUCUGAAAUAAACUUCAGAUACAUAUCGAUGGAGAGCAGCCACUGAGAGUGGGCCACUGCUCUCCUUCUCCCUACACCCUUGAGCCGCGAAGCUUAUUUCUAAUAUCACUAGGCCCUUUCCCAUUGGACCGCUGCUAGCUACCAAGGAGGGAGAAAUCUAGACCAGGGGUUCUCACAACAAAAAUUUUGGUGGCCUCAGAGUGCGGCCACCAACUCUCACUGGUGGCUGCGUGGACACUUUUUUCAUAAAAUACUUAAUUAACUUUAGGAAAAACAAUUAAAUAUGCACAGAUCCACAUCCAAAUCAUUAUAAUGUGUAUUUGUAGGGUUUUUUGGCAGACUCAAUAACAAAAAUAAUGCUGUCUCCCCCUUUAACCCCUCCCCCCCCACCCUCCAUCCACGGCUUAGUGGGUCCUGGGGCUUGCUGUGAAAAGUGAUAUUCGUAUAUUUGUUAAUAUCACAGCAUACUUAGUAGCUACCUGGGAGGCUAUGAAAAGUGAUAAGUGAUAUUAACAAACAUGGAAGUAUUACUUUUCACAGAUAGCUAGUAAGUCUGCUGGCAGAAGUGAUACUUCCAUGUUUGUUAAUAUCACUUUUCUCAGAAAGCCCCAGGACCCAUUAAGCCCUAGUUGGGGAGGCGAUGGUGGGAUGGAUGCGGGGCCAGGGGAGGCAGCAGGGGCCUGGGGCGAUGGGGGUGGGUGAUGAGCCCCACUGUUGCAUGGCCAGAGCCAGGGCCUGGUGUCUGCUGCCAUGCAGCCAGGGCUGGGGCUCAGUGCCCGUGGCCAGAACCCAGAGCUAUGGACAGGAACUGCAUGGCUGGAACCAGGCAUCGGAGCCCGCUGCCAUACAGUCAGAACUGUCAUUCAGCGCCCAUGGCUAGUGCCUGCCGCUGCACAGCGAGAGACCAGAGUUGGAUGCUGGAGCCCAGGAAUGCAUGGCUGGAUCCAGGAAUCAGUGCCCACCCUGCAUGGCUGAAGCCAGCACUCACUGCUGCACAGCCAGGGCCAGGGGUUAGCACCUGGGGCCAGCUGCUGCCACCAUGUGGCCGGAGCCCUGGAACAGAGCUGUGGGUCAGCGCCUGCUACUGUGCAGCUGGGGCAGGGGAUCAGUGCCAGGGGCUAAGGCCACAUGGCUGGAGCCCGGGGCCAGCACCUGCCACCGCACAGCAGGAAAUAGGGGCCAGAGGGCAACUGAAGCUCCAUGGCCAGAGCCGGGGGUCAGCACCUGCUGCCCUGUGGCCAGAGCCAGGGGUUGGCACCCAAAGCCCCAUGGUUGGAACCCACUGCUGUGCAGCUGGGGCUGGGGAUCGGUGCCUGUGGCCAGCGCCUGCCAUGGCACGGCUGAAACCCGGGACUGGAGCUGGGGGCCAGCGCCUGCUGCUUCUAGUGGCCUGACACGUAGCAAUUGUCAUUAGGUGGCUAUAUGGCAGAGGAGUUUUCUGGGUUGUUCCAGACUCCGAGGGAUUGACCUGAAACUUCCAUCAGUUUAUCUAAAGUCCUAGAAUUUUGAUACUAAUGGGCUUUUUUCCCUUCUGAGAUAUGAUGCAUCUUUGCCAACAUAUAAAGGGGUGUCACACACAAACAUAAUGCUUCAGUCCCUCGGAAACGGCAUGGAAUGUAAGCUUUGAAAGUUUCUUAGACAUGCGGACAUAGACAGUAAAACCUCUAAGGAGGGAGCUAUUUCCUAUCAAAACUUCAUUUUUGACUUUUUCUGUGGAACUUGGAAGCCAACCCAAGAAAAUGUGUGCACAAAGCUCCAUCCUCAGAGUCCAUCAUUCUCCUCCUCAUCCAGGCAAAGUUAGACUUCCCUAGUCUAAAUCCCUUUCAGUCAUCUAUGGUUGGGAAAGAGUAUUUAAUUUUUAGAUGACUUAGAUUCCCUCGAAAGACACUGCGGGGCUUGUAUUCCCAAGAGACCCUAACAACACUGAUAACUAGAGAUGAGCUGGUAUUCAUUAUUCAUUAUUCAAAAACGUGUCAUUUCUACUGAA